This is a messenger RNA of Microdochium trichocladiopsis, 732 nucleotides long. RefSeq lists its product as uncharacterized. The transcript has a single exon. Lineage: Eukaryota; Fungi; Ascomycota; Sordariomycetes; Xylariales; Microdochiaceae. The record is from RefSeq and is a predicted model, not a curated record. Bases 1 to 732 code for a protein of 243 amino acids.
AUGAACGCUAGACCGGACCACAACUUUCCAGAGCCGCCCCUAGAGGAGCUUGUUACGGAAUUUGAGGUUGAGCCCGCACUCGACGAUAAGACUGUUGACCAAGGCUCCGACGCGGACACUAGACGCCCAGCUCCUGCCCAGAGUCGGACAUGUAUCCUCGACGCGCAUGACGAUCUAUGGCUAAGCACAUACGGCCCCAGCUCAUGGGGUAACAGCGACCCAGUCAAGUUCAAAGUUUGCUCCCGCGGUCUAGCACGUGCAUCCGUCGUUUUCGAUGCUAUGUUAUACGGGAGAUUCGCUGAGUUGGAGAAGCGUAUGGCUGGAGGUGAUUGGACCAUAAACCUCCCGAAUGAUUCUGGCGCAGCAAUGCGUCAGCUUCUCGGCAUGAUGCAUGGGCGCUUCAGAUCUCUGGCAGAGCCGUAUUAUCGGUGCGAAGAGGAGAGUGUACCUGGGGACGAUGAGGCCUCACCUGAGCCAAAGGCUGAAUCGCGGGAUAUUACAAUUGAACAGCUCUACGACCUCACUGUCCUCGCAGACAAGUAUGACUGCGUCCAUAUGCUCCAGCCUUGGGCAAAAGCUUGGAUCCAGGAUCUUGAGCCGCUCUCACCGUGGUUGCUGAGCGAGAGCGCCCUGCUCCGCAAGACCUGGGUUUACUACCGGCUCGGAGAUCGAGAGAACUACGAUUAUAUCGUGACCUCGCUCAUUAAAGACGUACCGCCCUCCCUAGCAUAA